AUGUUGCCCUGGAAAAAGAGCAAGUUCGACCUGAUCGAGGAGGACAGCAAGCAGAGCAAACAGAAGGGCUAUGCGGUGAGCCUGAACUACAGCGCCCUGACCUCCCUGGCCAAGUCGUGCCCGGAGGGGGCUCUGACCAGGGUAGGCAGUAUGUUCAAAUCCAAGAGGAAGAAGAUCAAGAUCACCGGGGAGGACCCGACCUACACCGUGCUCUACCUGGGCAACGCCACCACCCUGCAGUCCAAGGGCGACGGCUGCACCGACCUGGCCGUGUGUAAGAUCUGGAGCAAGAGCGAGAUGGGCAAGCAUGGCACCAAGAUGAAGCUGACGGUCAGCGCCCAGGGCAUCCGCAUGGUGCACGUGGAGGACAAAGCCAAGCGGCCCGGACACCUCUACCUGCUGCACCGGGUCACCUACUGUGUGGCCGACCCCCGCCUGCCCAAGAUCUUCGCCUGGAUCUACCGGCACGAGAUGAAGCACAAGGCGGUGAUGCUGCGCUGCCAUGCCGUGCUGGUCUCCAAGCCCGAGAAAGCCAAGGCCAUGGCACUGCUGCUCUACCAGACCUCCGCCAACGCCCUGGCCGAGUUCAAGAGGCUGAAGAGGAGGGAGGACGCCCGGCACCAGCAGCAGCAGCUGAUCGGGGAGCACAACAUCCCCCUGGUCCCCCUCCGCAAACUCCUCAAUGGACAAUGCUGCUACAAGCCGCCGGUGGAGAGGAGCCGCAGCGCCCCCAAACUGGGCUCCAUCACCGAGGACCAGCAGGGCGAGGAGGAGGAGGAGAGGGCCAUGAGCUUCGAGUGUGAGGAUGUGCUGGACGCUGGGGGUGGGGGGGGAGGACGAGCAUGA
This is a messenger RNA of Staurois parvus, 846 nucleotides long. The record is from the annotation of a GenBank genome assembly. NCBI's taxonomy places the organism in Eukaryota, Metazoa, Chordata, Amphibia, Anura, Ranidae.